GAGCCAUUCAAAUGGUCCUCAAGGAAAGCUAAAGCGGCACUCUUCCUCGCCGUCGAGCCCUUCCCCAUUUAUUCCUCGCUGCCUACUCCUCGUUCUCUUUCACACACCCUUACAUGUCUGGGGAGGAUGGAGAGCUCUACCACCAUGACCACGGCUUUUUCCAAGACCGCGACGAGUUCGCCUUUCAGGACGAGAGAGAUGAUCUGUCGUCGCUCUUCGCCCAAAAUCAGGGCGGCGGAGGCGCCGCCAACAGCCUACAAGGUCUCGACCCGUACGCAGUGUCACCGUUCUUGAGCUUCGAUGACUUCCUGGGUGGAUCGGCCGUGAGACACGGGACUCUGGCCAGCGCGUUCGAUGCGUCGUAUCUGCAUCCAGAUGUGUUUGGUAAUGGCGAGAUAACUCUGGUAGACAGUACUGUAGUCAAGUCCGGUAAUGAUCUCGCACCGCUGACUGGGUGCGGCGGCGGAGACGGCACGUCCCCGGUGUCACCGAACUCUUCGGUGUCUUCGUCAUCGACUGAGGCGGCGGUGGAAGACGACUCGGGGCGACGCAAGAAGGAUCAGCUGAAACAGGAGGUGGAUGAGGAGGAGGAGGAGGAGAUCAAGCAGCUAAAGCGACAGGGUAAAGCUGGCGAGGAAGCUGAGAGAGACAAGGCUAAGAAACAGAACAAGCCGAGGAAGAAGGGAGAGAAGAGGCAAAGGGAGCCUCGCUUUGCUUUCAUGACCAAGAGCGAGGUUGAUCAUCUCGAAGAUGGCUACAGGUGGAGAAAGUACGGCCAGAAGGCAGUCAAGAACAGCCCUUUUCCAAGGAGUUACUACCGGUGCACAUCUCUGAAGUGCCCGGUGAAGAAGAGGGUGGAGAGAUCAUACCAAGAUCCAACAGUUGUGAUCACCACCUACGAAGGGAAGCACACUCAUCAAAGCCCCGCAACUGCUCGAGCAAGCGCACAGCAGCUGCUUGCGCCGCCUCCACCUGCGGCAGCAUCGACAAGCUUCCGCAAUCACCUUCUGAUGCAGCAGCCGCGUGCACCGAGUGCCAUCCAGCAACACAACGCGAAUGUUAGCGUCAAUCUUCCCGGCUUCCAAUCUCCAUUGCAGCAACCUCAAGUCGCCGACUACGGUCUCCUGCAAGACAUCGUUCCUUCCUUCACGCAGUACAGCCAGCCAUGACGUGGCUUACUCACUCUGCUUCUUCUCUAUCUGUCUGUAACUCGACUAUUCUUGUACAUGGAUGUUCUUAAGUAGCAGACGAUGAGAAUUUGUAGACAGUACAUGGAUGCAGAUUGGAUCUGUCUGACGAAAUGAGAUGAAGCUAGAUGAUGACA
Messenger RNA from Musa acuminata AAA Group (dessert banana), 1324 nucleotides. Its product is annotated as WRKY transcription factor 71-like. The record is from RefSeq and is a predicted model, not a curated record. Gene Ontology annotation, biological process: regulation of DNA-templated transcription. Gene Ontology annotation, molecular function: DNA-binding transcription factor activity; sequence-specific DNA binding. NCBI's taxonomy places the organism in Eukaryota, Viridiplantae, Streptophyta, Magnoliopsida, Zingiberales, Musaceae. The transcript is spliced from 3 exons. Bases 114 to 1169 code for a protein of 351 amino acids.